GCAGUUCCUACCCCAGCUGGACCCGCAGCCCCGGGGACCGGAACCUGCCACCAGUCGUCCUCCGCAGCGGCUUCUCUCCUCUCUCCCCCUCUCUCUCCUCCGGCCCUCUAAUCUCAUUCCACCCGGCCGGCGGGUUCUCCCUCUCGCUCUCGCUCUCUCUCGCUCUUUCUCCCCUACUCGCUCCUUCCUUGGCUCUCACACAUCCUGACGUCAUUCCUCCCUACAGCAGUCUGCUCAGCUUAGUUACCGCAGCCCCUGCCCAGUGGCAGCGGCAACUCAGCCACGGGGGAGGGGGAAGGGGAGUCGUCGCCGGAUUUCCCUCUUCCCGGACCCCGAAAGGGCGCCACGUGCGGCGCCAGGAGCAAGCUGCCAACCUCCAGCCACCCCGCAAUGCGUAAAGUAGGGGCGGGACAAACCAAGGGGUGGGGCGGACUGCGGACGGGGACGCUGUGGCCUGUCCUUGGGUCUGCAGAACCCUGGACCCAUCUGCCUGUGACUCCGCCUCCCCUUUCGCUUCCCCCGGAGCCAGCCCCAGGGGGCAGCCUGAUUGACAGUGAAGGCGGCUUCAGCCAAUCGCCCACGGCGCUGGGGGCGGGGCCCGCUCAGGCGCGGCCGGGAGAGCUGUCCGCGCGCUGGUGGUGCUGAACAAACGCGUCGGAGGCGUUGUGUGAGAGGCCAGAAAUAAAAAAGUUAAAGCCUCUGCCGGCUGGCCGGGCUCAGGUUGUAUGUUGUCUGGUAAGAUGAAGGGUGUCUCCUCUCCAAAAGCCAGCCUGGUUACCCCUUGGGCUUCUCACAAGUGUGGAAACUUGCCAUUCUCCCGGAGGAGGGCGGGGAAGGCCAUUGCACAGGAGCUUCUGUAGAAAGGAAGGGGAAGUCCAUGGGGUGAGGGUCUGGAUAAGGGUUGGGGCAUAUUGAGAGCCUCGGCAGCCUGGGAAGAGGAGAUUCAGAGUCCAGAUGUUGCUGUAACAGGGAGAGGGGUCCGUAAUUACUGCUGGAGCCAGAGAGUUUGCCUUGCCUCCCUUAGGGGCCGCGGGAGUGAGGAUUACGGUCCUGGCUCAUAUGGUCCCUCCUUCCUCCAUCUGCACUUCCUCCUCCCUCCCGCCCCCCAAUAAAUCUCAGGCCCCUCCCUUCGCCCGUCCCCAGGAUCUGACGUGGACUCGACACCUUUCUCAGCUUCUCCCUCCGCAGCUCUAGUGCCCGAGCUUCGGCUCUCUAGGUUCCGCAGCCCCCUCUGCUCCCCGCCAAGCCCCUCUAGAGCCCAGUAGAUCCCCGACCCCACCCCAGGCCCGGCCCCUCACAAGCUGUCUUGCUUUUCCCCAGCUGGAUCACACCUUGGGAUCCAGCCAGCCUGGUGGACCUAGGCGCCCGACCAGGAGGGUAACCCAGGAGGCCCGGUCCUUCGGCCCUCUCGGCUCCACCCCCUGCAGCCGGAGCCGCGCCCCCUCUCCCUCAGAUCCCGGAGCAGAGAACAGAGGAGAUUGGGCAAAGAGGGUUGGGCUCCAGGCGACCCCCCAGCCCAAUUCUGCCCCUCCAUCCCAAGGGGUAGAGAAAUUGUCUUCCUUGCUAACUGCCAGGAAGAAAAAUAAUAAAGGGGAAGAUAGAGACAGAAGAAAGGUGACAGCUAGAUUAUUUAAGAGAGGCGCAGAGACGAGAAAUCAGUGUGAGUCGCCAUGGGGACUCCCAAGGCCCAGCAUCAACCGCCUCCCCAGCUGCUGCUCCUAAUUCUGCUGAGCUGCCCCUGGAUUCAGGGUCUGCCCGUGAAAGAGGAGGAGGCACUGCUGGAGCCUGGGAGCGAGACCCCCACGGUAGCCUCGGAGGCCUUGGCUGAGCUGCUCCAUGGGGCCCUGUUGAGGAGGGGCCCAGAGAUGGGCUACCUGCCAGGAUCUGAUCCAGACCCCACGCUAGCCACCCCUCCAGCCGGCCAGACUCUUGCAGCACCCUCCCUGCCACGGGCCACUGAGCCAGGGACAGGGCCUCUGACAACAGCCGUAACCCCUAAGGAGGGUAGGGGGGCAGGCCCCACCGCGCCCGAGCUGCUGACCCCGCCCCCAGGAACUACAGCCCCACCCCUUUCUGGCCCCACUUCCCCAGGCCCGCCCCUUGGGCCUGAGGGAGGAGAGGAGGAGACCACGACCACCAUCAUCACCACAACAACUGUCACCACGACGGUGACAAGCCCAGUUUUGUGUAAUAACAACAUCUCCGAAGGUGAAGGGCAUAUUGAGUCUCCAGAUUUAGGAAGCAGCACCAGCCGCACCUUGGGACUCCUGGACUGUACAUACAGCAUCCAUGUCUACCCUGGCUACGGCAUUGAGAUCCAGGUGCAGACGUUGAACCUGUCUCGAGAGGAGGAACUCUUGGUGCUGGCUGGUGGGGGAGCCCCAGGCCUGGCCCCCCGACUGCUGGCCAACUCCUCCAUGCUGGGAGAAGGACAGGUCCUUCGGAGUCCAACCAACCGGCUGCUCCUGCACUUCCAGAGUCCUCGAGUCCCAAGGGGCGGUGGCUUCAGGAUCCAUUAUCAGGCCUACCUCCUGAGCUGCGGCUUCCCUCCCCGGCCGGCCCAUGGGGACGUGAGUGUGACAGACCUGCACCCUGGGGGCACGGCCACCUUCCACUGUGAUUCAGGCUACCAGCUGCAUGGUGAAGAGACCCUCAUCUGCCUCAAUAGCACCCGGCCAGCCUGGAGCGGUGAACCCCCCAGUUGCAUGGCAUCCUGUGGUGGCACCAUCCACAAUGCUACACUGGGCCGUAUCGUGUCACCUGAGCCCGGGGGAGCUGCAGGGCCCAACCUCACCUGCCGUUGGGUCAUCGAAGCAGCUGAGGGACGCCGGCUGCACCUGCAUUUCGAGAGGGUCUCGCUAGAUGAGGACAAUGACCGGUUGAUGGUGCGCUCAGGGGGCAGUCCCCUGUCCCCGGUCAUCUACGACUCUGACAUGGAUGAUGUCCCUGAGCGGGGCCUCAUCAGUGACGCCCAGUCCCUCUAUGUGGAGCUGCUUUCAGAGACUCCUGCCAAUCCCCUGCUGCUAAGCCUCCGGUUUGAAGCCUUUGAAGAAGAUCGCUGCUUCGCCCCCUUCCUGGCACACGGCAAUGUCACCACCACAGACCCUGAGUACCGCCCAGGGGCGCUGGCUACCUUCUCAUGCCUCCCAGGAUAUGCCUUGGAGCCCCCUGGUCCCCCCAAUGCCAUCGAAUGUGUGGAUCCCACAGAACCCCACUGGAAUGACUCCGAGCCAGCCUGCAAGGCCAUGUGCGGAGGGGAGCUGUCGGAGCCGGCUGGUGUGGUGCUCUCUCCAGACUGGCCCCAGAGCUAUAGCCCCGGCCAGGACUGCGUGUGGGGCCUCCAUGUCCAGGAGGAGAAGCGCAUCUUGCUCCAAGUCGAGAUCUUGAAUGUGCGCGAAGGGGACAUGCUGACACUGUUCGACGGGGAUGGUCCCAGCGCCCGAGUCCUGGCCCAGCUGCGGGGACCUCAACCGCGCCGCCGCCUCCUCUCCUCUGGGCCCGACCUCACGCUGCAGUUCCAGGCGCCGCCCGGGCCCCCAAACCCGGGCCUGGGCCAGGGUUUCGUGUUGCACUUCAAAGAGGUCCCCAGGAACGACACGUGCCCGGAGCUGCCACCGCCGGAGUGGGGCUGGAGGACGGCCUCCCACGGGGACCUGAUCCGGGGCACAGUGCUCACUUAUCAGUGCGAACCGGGCUACGAGCUGCUCGGCUCCGACAUCCUCACCUGCCAAUGGGACCUGUCCUGGAGCGCAGCCCCGCCCGCCUGCCAGAAGAUCAUGACUUGUGCUGAUCCUGGUGAGAUCACCAACGGGCACCGUACCACCUCGGACGCUGGCUUCCCUGUUGGCUCCCAUGUCCAGUACCGCUGUCUGCCGGGGUACAGCCUAGAGGGAGCCGCCGUGCUCACCUGCUACAGCCGGGACACAGGCACCCCCAAGUGGAGUGACCGGGUCCCCAAGUGCGCCUUGAAGUACGAGCCGUGCCUGAACCCAGGGGUGCCAGAGAACGGCUAUCAGACGCUGUACAAGCAUCACUACCAGGCGGGCGAGUCUCUGCGCUUCUUCUGCUAUGAGGGCUUCGAGCUCAUCGGCGAGGUCACCAUCACCUGUGUGCCCGGCCACCCCUCACAGUGGACCAGCCAACCCCCACUCUGCAAAGUGGCCUAUGAGGAGCUCCAGGACAACCGAAAACUGGAAGUGACCCAGACCACAGACCCAUCAAGACAGCUGGAGGGAGGGAACCUCGCCUUGGCCAUCCUGCUGCCCCUGGGCUUGGUCCUUGUGCUCGGCUGUGGCGUUUACAUAUACUACACCAAGCUGCAGGGAAAAUCCCUCUUCGGCUUCUCGGGCUCCCAUUCCUACAGCCCCAUCACCGUGGAGUCAGAUUUCAGCAAUCCACUGUAUGAAGCUGGGGAUACACGGGAGUAUGAAGUUUCCAUCUGAACCCCAAGACUAAGGCUGCAGGACCCAGACGUCCCUCCCUCCUCAUUCUGGGCGGGAGGAGUGCAGGACCUGGUCCCUGGCUCCUUCCUUCCUGUUGUGUAAAUAGUCUCCUGGUCCCACAAGGGGGCUUUGUUGGCCCUGGGGACCCUACAGUAAAUAAACCAGCAUCCUGUCACCCAAAACCUCCUCUUCUCAGUUGCCAAAUAAGGGGCCUCCCCUACCCUACUGGCUUUUGGAUCCUGGCAUGGGAACUCAGUUCCACUACAACGCCUGGGGCCCCUCCAGCCCAGGGUACCUCAUAAGGACUGCCCCCGAGAGCUCUGCUGUUCCCUUGGCCAUGAAGACUCUGACCUUCCCAGAUGCUCUGGUCCCCAGCCUAACCCCUGGGCUUGGAGGGUCAGAAGGAUGAAGGGGGAGCGGGGACGAGGCCCCUAUGCCCUUCCUGCCAUCUACUCAACCCACAGUCUCUCCACCUUUGCUUCUGGAUUUUUGUUUUUGAGCAAUAAACUGGAAAUCACCA
Messenger RNA from Myotis myotis, 4962 nucleotides. RefSeq names its product seizure related 6 homolog like 2 (gene SEZ6L2). Bases 1671 to 4442 code for a protein of 923 amino acids. The record is from RefSeq and is a predicted model, not a curated record. Gene Ontology annotation, cellular component: neuronal cell body; endoplasmic reticulum. Gene Ontology annotation, biological process: synapse maturation. The transcript is spliced from 18 exons. NCBI's taxonomy places the organism in Eukaryota, Metazoa, Chordata, Mammalia, Chiroptera, Vespertilionidae.